GCAAGUUGCAUCGCCGGCGAAAUAUGGACGAAUCAUCGGAAAAUAAAUCGAAUACAUCACCACCGUCGUCGUCGUCGCCGGUAGUUGAUUUUGGCGUACUGGAGAAAGUCAGACCAUUUGCCGGUGAUUCUGCCGUAGAAUGGGUUGAUUAUGCUGUUCAACAGGCAGUGAUGGCACAAAAAACCUUGGUGGAAACCCUAGAAUCCACAUUGUCUGUCACCAAAUCCCGCCUCGACCAAAUUAAAUCAACUUCUACCGCUCAUCUUCAUAUGACAAUGGAAUCCCUGCAAGAUCUCAAAUCUGAUUAUAAUGUUUAUGAGGAUAUUGUGUUUGGAAAGAUCAAAGGUUGUCAUGAAUGCUGGUUAACAGAGGGUGUUUACUUUGCUGCUUCACAUCCGUUUGCUACAAGUGGACUGGUUGUUGGCUCUGGGAUUCUGGCUGUAAAAAGGACAAGGCGGUCUUUAUACUACAACACCCUGCGUCUUUUUUCCAAUGAAGAGGCCAUGCUUGCUAAAGCUAAUGCUAAGGUUCAGAAAUUACGAGACUCAGUGAGAACCUUAACAGAAGAAAGCAAGAAGUUGGAGAAGUUCUCAUUAGAUGCAGAAGUAGAGCUAAAACGAGGAAGGACAAAACUCAGACAAACAGGAAAGCAAAUCCAGGGUGUCAUCGACUCUGCUUAUAAGAUUGAAAGACAAGCAGGGGGCUUGAAAGAUGUACUCAAAGAGCUUCCUAAUAGAGAUGCAUCAACAUUCCGCUCAGAAGUGUCCCAACUUGCAUCACAAGCUAAACGAGAAAGGCGGAUUCUGAGUAAAGAGGUUAAAAAGAUAUCUAAUUACGGUAUCUCUGUUUGAGCACACCAGCUUCGUAAGGUGAGAAUACUAAACCCGAAGAAAAGAUGGUAAAGAUUGUUUUCUGUUCUGCUUAAGAAGGGUCUUUUUAUUUGACUUUGCUGUUUGAUGUAUUUCAUAUUCAAAGUUCGAUCUGGAGCAUCAAAAUUAGAUGAUAUCGAACCCGAUUUUAAGAAAAAUGCAAUGUAUAACACUUCCUGCAUUUGGUAUAAGUAUCACUGUAAUGUGAUGAUAAUUGGAUUUUUGGCAUUCUGGAUUAGGAAUAAGAAAAAGUCAUCAAUUCAGACU
Molecule: messenger RNA, 1136 nt
Organism: Cynara cardunculus var. scolymus (artichoke)
Lineage: Eukaryota; Viridiplantae; Streptophyta; Magnoliopsida; Asterales; Asteraceae
Exons: 9
Coding region: 24-851 (275 amino acids)
Source: RefSeq, a predicted model, not a curated record